This is a messenger RNA of Jaculus jaculus (lesser Egyptian jerboa), 6363 nucleotides long. It is a transcript of the gene Casp8ap2, whose product is annotated as caspase 8 associated protein 2. The record is from RefSeq and is a predicted model, not a curated record. Gene Ontology annotation, cellular component: PML body; mitochondrion. The transcript is spliced from 11 exons. Gene Ontology annotation, molecular function: transcription corepressor activity. Lineage: Eukaryota; Metazoa; Chordata; Mammalia; Rodentia; Dipodidae. Gene Ontology annotation, biological process: extrinsic apoptotic signaling pathway via death domain receptors; Fas signaling pathway. Bases 168 to 6110 code for a protein of 1980 amino acids.
GCAGGAGGAGGGUCGGCGAGGGCUGCGCGUGGGGAAGUUGCCUCAGCCGGUCACCUAACCUCCCCUCCCCCGCCCUGCUUCGCCUUGGUACCCGCAUUUCUGUGCUUUCCGGCGAGAGUCUGGAGAAAGUGCUUUCCUGAUGGCACCUAUCAAAAGGAUAUAGGAUCAUGGCAGCAGAUGAUGACAAUGGUGAUGGAACAAGUUUAUUUGAUAUCUUUUCUGCUUCACCUCUUAAACAUACUGAUGAAGGAUCUUUGGACAUUUAUGCUGGGUUGGACAGCACUAUUUCUGACAGUACAUCUAAAUCCUGUGUGUCAUUUAGAAACUGUUUGGAUUUAUAUGAAGAGAUCCUGACUGAAGAAGGAACUGCAAAGGAAGCAACGUAUAAUGAUUUGCAAGUAGAAUAUGGAAAAUGUCAGCUGCAAAUGAAAGAGCUGAUGAAAAAGUUUAAGGAGAUACAGACACAGAACUUGAACUUAAAAAAUGAAAACCAGUCACUUAAGAAGAAUAUUUCGGCACUGAUCAAAACUGCCAGAGUGGAAAUAAACCGCAAAGAUGAAGAAAUAAAUAACCUUCACCAAAGAUUGUCUGAAUUUCCACCUUUUCGAAAUAAUAAAACAAGGAUAUCAGAUGUUGUUAAAAUAAAAGAUACCAGAUCUAGAUCUCCUUAUUUGGAUGGCUGUUCAGAGACCGAUCACAGAGUUAAAAGUGAUGUUUCUAAAGAUGUGCAUCUUAACACUUCACUGCCAAACCUGGGAAAGGAAGGAAAGUCACAUUCUGAAGCACAGAACCCUUUGCAUGUACCAACAUGUAUUGAGAAACAUUGUGCCAAUGGUUUCUGGUCAUAUUCUGAUCACCAGGUUGGUGAAGGUAACUCAAAUGAAAAUAAUAGAAGAGAAAGGAAAGAUAUCAGGCAUGGCCAGUAUAGUAGUGGGACAGAUAAAACACAAAAAGAUACAAAUAGCAGCUGUGGUCUUGGUGAAUCGAAGAAUAAAGAGGAUAGUCCAAGACUACAAGGAAAUCCUGAAAAACAUGGUCAUGGUGAAAGAAAGGCUAAAAACAAACAUUCAAAGUUAAAAAGCACAGAUGGAAUUCAUAAAAGUGAACGCAGUGAAAAAGUGACUUAUAGAGAAAGGUCACAUGCUAGAGUGGAAUCUCAAAAUGACAAAAAUCUAGAGAGACAAAGUGAAAGGUUACAAAAUACGAGUCGAGAAGAACUUCAGUCAUUAGAAAAAGCAGAAAGGAAAAGUGAUCCAAAACCUAAAACAGUAGUAAAGGAUCAAGAAUAUUGGAGAAGAUCUGAUCGAGCAUUGCUUCCUCAUUCAAAGAAUGAAAUAAAAUCUUAUAACUCCAGUAAAUAUCAUCUGGAAGAAAGAAGAGGAAGGGAAUAUUGUAAUAGAGACAGGGGUACAAGCAGCCAUGGCUUUCAUGGUGGAAGAAGUUCAUCUUCUCUUACAAGCAGUAAAACUAACAAGUACAUGUAUUCCAAGGAAGUCAGUGUAAUGCAUCACUGGGAAAAUGUACCUGAAAGGCAGAAAGUAGAAAGGCACAGAACUGAAGAAAGGAGGAAAAGAGAACGAGAAAACAAAGAAGAAAACAGGCACAUGAGAAAGGACAAAAAAUCACCUGUAGAACAUUUGCAAAAGAUUAAUAAAGAAGCUACAAAAAUCACUGUUGAUAUAAAGAGACAGAAUGAGCCAAAAAAUGAUAAAGAUGAAAUUUCUAAUGAAGUUUCUAAAGGAACAGGUAAAGAAUUUGCAGUAAAAGCUGAGAAUGGUCCAAGUGAAACAAAGAACAAAGAUUUAAAGUUAAGCUUUAUGGAAAAGUUGAACUUAACUCUUUCUCCUGCUAAAAAGCAGCCCGUUUCUCAAGAUAAUCAGUAUCAAAUAACUGAUGAUCCCAAGUCCAGUGGUGUCUGUGAUUCUGAAUCCCCAAAGAACACUAAAAUAGUGACAUAUGUUCCCUCUGUCAGUGAACACGACACAGAGGAAACUGAAUCAAAGUUACUGGAACCAAAGGAUGCUCUUCUAAUAUCUGAACUCAGGAUUGGUGUUCCAGAAAGCAAAACGGAAGAAGAAAAUACGUCACUAGUUAAAUCUGUUGAGAAUAUCUCUUGUGAAAUGUUCAUUUGUGAUACAGAGCUUUCCUUUUCAACACCUGUGGAAAUGAAACAAGCAAGGUCUUUGUUGCCAUUAGUAGAGGUAGAAAAGACCAAUGUUUGUGCAAGGCCUGUAGCUUCUGUAGUAAUGGAUGUAUUGCCAAUAGAUGCUUCUCAAAAGUUAGGCCUAGAAUUGGAUACCAAAAGACAUGAUGGUUUGGAUUCUUCUGAUAUUUCAGAAGGUAUGGAAAGGAAAGUGGUUCUCUCAACAAAAACAGCUAAGAGCAGUGAAAGCCUUCUACAGCCUUUAGUUGAAGAAGCUGCUGUUUUACCAGUAAACCAUACCAAGGACAAUAACCCCAGUUUUGAGCUAUCUCUUGUAGAUAAACCUAUGGUUGACAAUAAAUCUUGUCACUUGGAACCUUGCUUACCUGCAGACACACUAGCAUCUUUACCACAACAGGCCCAAUCAAUGGACCACAUGAUAGAAAUUGAGGAAACAAAUUCAGUGUAUCAUGAUGAUGAGAACUCAGUUUUGAGCAUUGACUUUAAUCACUUGAGGCCUAUUCCUGAAGCCAUCAGUCCUCUGAAUAGUCCAGUGAGACCUGUAGCAAAAAUUCUUAGAAUGGAAAGCCCAACUGCAAUUUCUUUGUUUAAUAGCAGACAUAAAGAUGGGUUUCCAUCAGAUUCAGCUCAUUCUACCUUUAAGAAUCAUUCUGAUCUCAAUAAGGAAAAUCACAAGGCAGUUCCCAAAUUUGACAAAUGUACAGAAGCAAACUCUUGUAAGAAUUCCUUUUUAGAUGAAUUAGAGGAAGGAGAAAUUAGAAGUGACAGUGAAGAGUCCAUACCACAAAAAGAUUCUGGAAAAAGUACCAGUACUAGAGCUGCUGCUGAAGUACAGAACACUGAGCCUAUCCCAGGAGAUGGGAAAAGUACUGUGCAUUCACAUAAAGGUGACAGUAAAAUGUCUGUGAAAAUUCAUCAGAACAAUAACAGAUGUGAUAAAAGACCAAGUGAACCUUCAAAAACAGAAAAGAAAGAUAAAACAAUGAGCAUUUCCACCUUAGAAAAAAUACUCCCAAUUAUUCCUGCACCUUCUUCCAUAUGGGAAAUUAUGCAUAUGUUACGAAUGAUAGGGAAACAUGUAAGAAAAAAUUAUAUGAAAUUCAAGGUAAAGUUUUCAUUGAUACAAUUUCAUAGAAUUAUUGAGUCAGCAACUUUGAGCUUUACAUCACUAAUUAAAUACCUUGACUUAUCUAAGAUCUGUAAGUCAGUAACUACUUUACAGAAUAAUCUCUGUGAUAUCAUAGAAUGUAACCUGAAGCAAGUUAAGAAGAAUGGCAUAGUUGAUCGUUUAUUUGAACAGCAACAACCAGAUAUGAAAAAAAAAUUGUGGAAGUUUGUAGAUGAACAACUUGAUUAUUUAUUUGAAAAACUUAAGAAAAUCUUAGUAAAAUUUUGUGAUUCUUUAAACUUUGGAAUUGACAAUAAUGGGGAAAAACCUGGAAAAAAGUAUAAAGAGAAAACACAAUAUUCAAAUUGUCAUAAGAAAAAUUUGGACAACUAUAAUAAAGAAAUGCAGAGAAAACAGUUGUCAAAACCAGAAGAGUUUAUGAAUUAUAAAUCUCUACUGCUAUGUAAAAAAAAAGAAAAACUUGAUGAUAAAAACACCAAUGCUAACACAGUAGAGCAUAACAUUAAAAGAAGUUUUAACACUUGCUUUGAUAAUAUAAAGAGUUCUGAAUCUGAAGAGCAGUCUCUGGAACUAAACUAUCCAAGCACCCCCAAGCCAGGAAGACAUGAAGGCAGUACCAUAGAGGACACACAGAUACCACAGCACACAGAAUUUAAGGCAGAACGUAGUUUUCAGAUCCUUACUGAGCAGCAAGCAUCUAGCCUCACAUUUAAUUUAGUAAGUGAUGCACAAAUGGGUGAAAUAUUUAAAAGUUUGUUGCAAGGUUCUGAUCUUUUAGACAGUAGUGGUAACUGUACUGAAAAAAACGAGUGGGAAUUAAAGACUCCAGAGAAACCAAUGCUAGAGAACAUGAAGGGUGAAUCUACACCAACUUGUAUAACAGAAGAACUGGUUGCAGGAGUGGCUUCUCCAUGUCCUAAAGUUAUUAGUGAUGAUAAUUGGUCAUUAUUAUCAUCUGAAAAAGGUCCAUCUUUGUCUUCAGGGCUUGCAUUGCCAGUUCAUCCUGAUGUAUUAGAUGAAAAUUGCAUGUUUGAAGCUUUAAGUAAAGAUGUGUGCAGUUCAGAAAAGAGCAAGCCCUGCACUUCUUCUAUACUCUUUGAAGAUCUUGCAGUCUCUUUAACAGUACCAUCACCUCUGAAGUCAGAUGGUCAUUUGAGCUUCUUAAAGCCUGAAGUUUUGCCAAAUUCAACUCCUGAAGAAGUUAUUAGUGCACAUUUCAGUGAAGAUGCCUUACUUGAAGAAGAGGAUGCCUCUGAGCAAGAUAUUCAUUUAGCUCUAGAGUCUGAUAAUUCAAGCAGUAAGUCAAGUUGUUCAUCAUGGACAAGCCGGUCUGUUGCUCCAGGCUUUCAGUACCACCCUAAUUUACCCAUGCACGCUGUCAUAAUGGAAAAGUCCAAUGAUCAUUUCAUUGUGAAAAUACGGCGUGCAGCACCAUCUACCUCACCUACUCGUAAGCACAGUAAGAUGCCUGAGGGGUCAGUGGCUUCUUUACCCAGAAUCGCAAAAGAAGCAGAUGAAGCCUCAGAGAGAGAACCAGUUUCAUGUCAGAGCAUAGUUUUUAAGGCUGCAGAGGACUUAGAAAAUUCUGACAAAAAUGUUGAUACAAGCAAAUCAACUUAUAAAGAACAGAACUCUUCAAUACAAGCACAGGCUCCAUCUAUGUAUGACUUUCUGAAAGAUUCCUCAAGUAAGGUGGGCCAUUGUGAUGAAGUGGCUGAUGCUUGUCUUGGGUCGCAUCAAGUAUGGGAACCAAAAGUUCCUAAGAAAUUGGAGGGAUUGCCUUCAGGGGAAAAAGUCCCACAUACUGUUGAGGAUGAUCUUCCCACCACAUGCAUAGAUCUAACAAAAGAUCCAGUCACUGAGACCAAAAACUUUGGGGAACUCUUAGAAGUAACAGUUUUAAAUAUUGAUCAUUUGGAACAUUCUGAAUCCAAUUUAGAUCAGAGUGCUCAAAUAUUAGGCAAGUCUUUACAGUCUGAUACUACAGAUGCUUUUAUUGAUUUGACACAAGAUGCUACAGAUGAGAGUAAAAAUGAAGGUAGUAAUCCCAUGUUAGCUGUUGAAGGCUUGGAGUGCCAGGUUAUAUGUGUAGAUGAAGAUAACUGUAAGGAAGAAAAGAUGCUAAGUACAAACAGUCCUUUGAAUUGUAUAGUUGAGGAAACUUGUAUUGAUUUGACCCCAGAGUCUCCUGGUUCAUGUGAAAUAAAAAAGGAUGCUUUAAAAUCAAAACUGCCAUUGAACUCUGAUAGUUUAAUGUUGCCUGGGACUUUAGAUAAUGCUCACAAGAAGAGAAAAAAUUGUUCUGGUCUAAAUCAUUCUCCAAAAAGGCAAAGAAAGGAAACAAACUUAGCCAGCAAGGAAAAAACUAAGAAAUUUAGCCAGGAUUCUGGUGAAGAUGAAGAAGCUUAUGGAAAGAAAUCCAAUAAGAAAAAGGCCCCUGCAGUGAAUCUCUCCUUGAAAGCAAGCCCAGGGAUUAAUGAUUCAGACACAUCACUUGGUACUUCUCCCAUAAGCCUUUCUGCAAAGAAUGUUAUUAAAAAGAAGGGAGAAAUUAUAGUUUCAUGGACAAGAAAUGAUGACCGGGAAAUUUUACUAGAAUGUCAGAAAAGAAUGCCAUCACUGAAAACAUUUACAUAUUUAGCUGUCAAGUUGAACAAAAAUCCAAAUCAGGUUUCAGAGAGAUUCCAGCAGCUGAAGAAGCUCUUUGAGAAGUCAAAGUGCAGGUUGAAACCAACAUUCAUCAGCAAGAUAAAGCUGCAUCAGCCUAGUUAUUAUCACUAUGGUCGGAAAAUUGUUCAGGUGAUAAAAGACAGAUGAGAGUCACCCAUCUCCAUCAGCAAGGAAACCACACACAGCAGCGGUGGCAGUGACAGCACCACUGGAAAGCUACAGAGUUCCCCUAUUUUGGUGUUCAGCUUAAAAAAAAAAAAAAAAAAAGACUUGUCAAAAAAAACAUGUCUCCAAAACUGAAGUAAUGUGCAAUGAAAAUAAGUUUGAUCAUGGGCCUUUGCCAAAUUUCCAAUGUAUUUUAAAAUGCAAAUAAAACUAUAAUGUAGAAUUUUUAAUCUUA